This is a messenger RNA of Sodiomyces alkalinus F11, 706 nucleotides long. RefSeq lists its product as hypothetical. The record is from RefSeq and is a predicted model, not a curated record. The coding region runs from base 182 to 610 and encodes 142 amino acids. Lineage: Eukaryota; Fungi; Ascomycota; Sordariomycetes; Glomerellales; Plectosphaerellaceae. The transcript has a single exon.
GCGGACAGGCACUGAACGCAUGGCAUGGACAUAAAGGCGCAGGGCAUGAAGCAUUUACAUUUAUACCCCAGGUUUUCGGGGCCGAUUCAUUCUCCGGGGUUUCUUGGGGGGCUCUUAUUUUCUUCACUUCUCUCGACUUUCUCUGUUCAGGGCUUUCGGGUAUGCAUGUUGCGAACUUGGUAUGAGGAAACGGGGUGGGGGAACGGGUAUGGCAGCCCGCUGGUUGGGAGAAUUGAGGGUUUCUGGGAUGAUGUCGCCGGCAUCGAGUGUAGGCAUCGGGUGUGCCGCACAAGGGCCAGUUGGAAGGGGUUCGAGAACGAGAUCUAUGAUGAUCGUUUCGCCUCGAGGGCCGGUGGAGCUUCGUAUAGAUUUACCGACUGGUUUACAAAACAGUAUCGGGAUCUGUAUCUUACACACGAAUGAAGUAAACCUGAAUCUUUCUGAGUUGCUUGGUUUCAUGGCUGUCCAUCAUCACGCGCCUCUACUUUCAGUCCCUGAGCAAAGAAAGACGAAUACCCAAAAAGGAAGAGAAAAAAAGAAAGGGCUGAAAGUUGAAGAUCACAGCCAGAUUUGCAUCUAUCGGUCGCUUGGACUACGUUGUAUGUCUUAAGCUCAUCUAAGCUCAUCUAAGCUCAUCUAAGCUCAUCUAAGCUCCUCUCAUCUACGGCUAUCUGUCCCAUUCCAUACGCAUACAUAGAAUAAUAUU